Camellia sinensis is the source of this 2999-nucleotide messenger RNA. Lineage: Eukaryota; Viridiplantae; Streptophyta; Magnoliopsida; Ericales; Theaceae. The record is from RefSeq and is a predicted model, not a curated record.
AAGGAGAGGAUCCCCACUCCCGCCAAUCACCCCACCUCUCCCUUCAUUCUCUCUCCUCUCAGACCCUCGUUCUCUUCCCUCUCUCUCCUCUUCUCCAAAACCUCUCAAACUCUGAAACCCACCUCUCUCUUCACUGCCUUCUCUUCUUCCCACUCCAAGAAACGGCGAGGCCAUUCCCGUCCUCCUCUCAAUCUCACCCGCAGGAACAACAGUUCUUUGACAGAGACUGGGAAGAGAGAGAAAGGGUUUGAAAUGGAAGAGACUGAGUCUGUUAGGUUUAACAAGAAACGGGCUGAGGGCACAGAUAACAGUGAUAGACCCAGAAAAAUUCUCCCCCUGAAGGACCGCAAGCUUAAUCCUUCCAAUACCAUUUGCUCCGUUCAGAUUAUGGGGACAGGAAUGGAUACUCAGGAUACAUCACCAUCAGUCUCGCUUUUCUUUGACAAGCAAAGAUUUAUAUUUAAUGCUGGAGAAGGAUUGCAACGCUUCUGUACAGAGCAUAAAAUUAAGCUGUCAAAGAUUGAUUACAUAUUUCUCUCUCGUGUAUGCUCAGAAACUGCCAGUGGACUUCCAGGUCUUUUAUUGACAUUGGCUGGCAUGGGAGAAGAAGGAAUGUCUGUCAAUGUAUGGGGACCUUCAGAUCUGAAGUACUUAGUUGAUGCAAUGAGGUCAUUUAUCCCAAAGGCUUCCAUGGUUCACACAAAUAGUUUUGGACCAUCACUGGGUUCUGAAGGGGUUUCUAUUCCUGAUCCAAAGAAGUUUACUGAACCUAUUAUUCUCAUUGAUGACGAGGUUGUCAAAAUAUCAGCUUUGCUCCUGCGACCAAUCUCCUCAGAAGUGACAGAAUUAGAUCUAGAGGAUAGAAGAAAUCAAUAUUCAGAAACCUGUUUACCACAAAGUCCAAAUAAUGAAGUUAAGCUUGUGUUAAAGCCUGGUGAUAUAUCUGUGAUAUAUGUCUGUGAAUUGCCUGAAAUUAAGGGGAAAUUCGAUCCAAAAAAAGCUGUUGCUCUUGGAUUGAAACCUGGGCCGAAGUGUCGUGAACUGCAAUUGGGGAAUUCAGUGAAAUCAGAUCAUCAAAAUAUCAUGGUUCAUCCUAGCGACGUGUUGGGUCCUUCUAUUCCAGGUCCUAUCGUACUCAUUGUCGACUGCCCAACAUCAUGUCAUUUGCAAGAGUUGUUGUCUUUGCAGACUCUUAGCAGUUAUUAUGGAGAUAUGUCGAGCAACCCAGUAGAGACUUCCAAAUCUGUGAAUUGCAUCGUUUACCUAUGUCCUGCAUCCGUCAUAAACACCAAUGCUUAUCAGAAGUGGAUGACAAGAUUUAGGGGUGCCCAACAUGUCAUGGCAGGACAUGAAAGGAAGAACAUUGAGGUUCCUAUUUUAAAAUCAAGUGCAAGGAUUGCAGCACGACUUAAUUACCUGUGUCCUCAGUUGUUUCCAGCUCCUGGUUUUUGGUCUCUUCAACAUCCCAAUGGCUCAGUGCCUGGCUCUAGGGCAUUGAUUGAGGUUCCUGUUUCAAAGCUUUGUGAAAGCAUCUCUGCUGAAAAUCUCCUAAAGUUCCAUUUGCGUCCUUAUGCUCAGCUUGGAUUAGAUAGAUCCGGUGUUCCAAGUUCAAUUUCUGCUUCAGAAGUCAUUGAUGAGUUCCUUUUAGACAUUCCUGUGAUUGUAGAUGCUGCCCAACAAGUUACCCGGUUCUGGCAUGGGGACAAACAGACAAGAGAGGAUACGACUGUCAUGAUCGAAGAUCCAUGGUUGAAUGACAAUACUCUUCCUAGUUGCUUGGAAGAUAUUUCAAGAGAAGACAUGGAGAUUGUUCUUUUGGGGACUGGUUCGUCCCAACCUAAGUACCGAAAUGUUAGUUCUAUCUUCAUCAAUCUUUUCUCGAAAGGAAGCAUCCUCCUAGAUUGUGGAGAAGGAACCCUCGGUCAGCUGAAAAGAAGAUUUGGUGUUGAGGGUGCUGAUGAUGCUGUGAGAGGUUUAAAAUGUAUUUGGAUUUCUCAUAUUCAUGCAGAUCACCAUACAGGUCUAUCAAGAAUACUUGCUCUACGACGAGAUCUGUUGAAGGGAUUGCCACAUGAACCUUUGCUGGUUAUUGGCCCUAGGCAGCUUAAGCGAUUUCUAGAUGCAUACCAAAGUCUUGAAGAUCUAGAUAUGCAGUUCCUCGAUUGCAGGCACACCACAGAAGCUUCAUUGGAAGCUUUUGAAUCAAACAACAAUCUCUUCCCUCCGGGAAGCCAUAUAAGCACUGUUGGGCCAACAAAUGAAGACAUUAAUUCUACUUUGUUUGCUAAAGGAACUUGUAUGCAGAACUGUUGGAGGAGACCAGAUAGUCCUGUUAACAAUGCUGUGGUUUUUCCCAUUUUGAAGAACUUGAAAGAAGUGCUCAGAGAAGUGGGUUUAGAUGCUUUGAUAAGUUUUCCUGUGGUGCACUGUCCACAGGCAUAUGGUGCUGCCUUGAAGGCAACUGAUCGGAUCAAUGGUGCUGGAAAAGUGGUACCUGGGUGGAAGAUUGUGUACUCUGGUGACAGUAGACCCUGCCCAGAACUAAUUAAGGCAUCUCAUGAAGCAACAGUUCUUAUACACGAGGCAACAUUUGAGGAUGCAAUGGUAGACGAGGCUAUAGCAAGAAACCACAGCACAACAAAGGAAGCCAUUGAAGUUGGAAAUUCAGCUGGAGCAUACCGCAUCAUUCUCACCCACUUCAGCCAAAGAUACCCAAAAAUCCCGGUUUUUGAUGAGACUCACAUGCAUAAAACAUGUAUCACUUUCGAUUUGAUGAGUGUUAACUUAGCAGACCUACCUGUACUUCCCAAAGUUCUUCCAUUUCUCAAAAUUCUUUUUAGAGAUGAGAUGAUUGUUGAUGAAUCUGAUGAUAUUGUAAAUGUUGCAAGUGUGGCUAGUUGAAUACAAAUGUAGCUUACACAUGGUUAGGAGUUAUAAUUUUUACCCAAUUGGGUUUCAAAUGCAAUAAUGGUGAAUUUUAGGCUAUAUUGCUUGACAAA